UCCUUGACUACCCAGCUUACCUGCUCGGAGUGGACAAAGAGUACCUCAGGACAAAACUGACCAGUCGAGACAUGGACAGUAAAUGGGGAGGCAAAUCCGAGGUUAUCCAUGUGACACUGAAUGUGGAGCAGGCAGAAUUCUCACGUGAUGCUCUGGCUAAGGCCCUGUACAGUCGAAUGUUUGACUACCUUGUCGAGGCGGUCAACCGUGCCAUGAGGAAAGACAAAGAAGAGAUCAACAUAGGCAUCCUUGAUAUUUACGGGUUCGAAAUUUUCGAGAAGAAUGGAUUUGAACAGUUCUGUAUUAAUUACGUCAACGAAAAACUACAGCAGAUUUUUAUAGAGCUUACACUGAAGGCAGAACAG
Messenger RNA from Pecten maximus, 365 nucleotides. RefSeq names its product unconventional myosin-Ie-like. Gene Ontology annotation, cellular component: cytoplasm; plasma membrane; actin cytoskeleton. Gene Ontology annotation, biological process: vesicle transport along actin filament; actin filament organization. The record is from RefSeq and is a predicted model, not a curated record. The transcript has 2 exons. The annotation marks the transcript as partial. Gene Ontology annotation, molecular function: actin filament binding; microfilament motor activity; ATP binding. Lineage: Eukaryota; Metazoa; Mollusca; Bivalvia; Pectinida; Pectinidae.